Molecule: messenger RNA, 1098 nt
Organism: Penicillium roqueforti
Lineage: Eukaryota; Fungi; Ascomycota; Eurotiomycetes; Eurotiales; Aspergillaceae
Product: alcohol dehydrogenase family protein
Exons: 5
Coding region: 1-1098 (365 amino acids)
Molecular function (GO): zinc ion binding; oxidoreductase activity
Source: RefSeq, a predicted model, not a curated record
AUGUCCAUGAAAGCUGUUGUUUUCCGAGGCCCCUUCGACAUCCGUGUCGAGCAGAAGCCAAGACCGCAGAUUCAAGAUGAUACGGAUGCCAUUAUUCGAGUCACAUUGGCAGGAAUAUGCGGAAGUGAACUUCACAUGUAUCGCGGCCAUCAGCAAACGGCCACCGGGCACAUCAUGGGUCAUGAGUUCGUCGGAAUCGUUGAGGAAACAGGAAAGGCCGUCGCCCUGUUUCACCCCGGUGAUGAGAUUGUAUCUAUCUUUUCUCCAGUCUGUUUGAAAUGCUGGUUCUGUCUUCAGGGUUUAACAAAUCGUUGCGUCAAUGGCGUGGCGUUUGGCACCAACUUGCUCAACGGCGGUCAAGCCGAAUACGCCCGCGUCCCUUUCGCUGAUGGCACCCUUCAGCAUGUUCCAGCAAAACUAGAUCGCCGACUGCUUAUCAUGAUGUCCGACAUCUUUCCAACAGGAUACUACGGCGCGCAGCGAGCUAUCGAGGGUCUUCGCACACAGUAUAAUUCCAGACUCACGUCUUUCAAUUUGAAAACAGCAAGUGAAAAGCUCCAUGAGUCGACCAUUGUUAUUCUUGGUUGUGGGCCGGUAGGAAUCUGUGCCAUUGCUGCAGCUCGCUCAGAAGGAAUCAAGACCGUGUUUGCGAUUGAUAGCGUUAAAGACCGCUUGGAUGAGGCUGAGCAGUUCGGCGCGAUCCCGCUCAUGCUCGGAGAGGACGAUAUUAAUGCUCGAGUGCUGGAGGCAACUGACAAUAGAGGAGCAGAUGCCGUUGUUGAGGUUGUCGGAAAUAAACCCGCACUUCGCUCUGCAUUUGAUCUACUACGCCCAUGUGGUGUUUUGUCAUCAGUGGGCUUCCAUCAAGGCGAGCUACCCUUCACAGGCCUUGAAUGCUAUCAGAAAAACAUCACUGUUAACUUUGGACGCGUACCUGUCCGUACCGUGUUCGAGGAUGCGUUGCAGUGCUUGACGGAAAACCAGGAGAAAAUGCAAAGCUACAUUACGCAUGAGUUACCUCUUGAUGAUGCUGCCAAGGGUUAUGAGAUCUUUGAGCAAAGAAAAGCGAGAAAGGUCAUCCUCAACAUUUCGAAAUAG